Chlorocebus sabaeus (green monkey) is the source of this 2196-nucleotide messenger RNA. The record is from RefSeq and is a predicted model, not a curated record. Lineage: Eukaryota; Metazoa; Chordata; Mammalia; Primates; Cercopithecidae.
AUGGCGGCGCGCAGCCUGGGCCGCGGCGUCGAGCUGCUGGGCGGCCUGCGAGGGCUCUCCGGGCAGCCCGCGCGGCCGCUGUGUCGGGUGAGCGCUUGCCGCUCGGUGACCUCGGGACCCUGGGGCAGCGCCCCCGCAGUUGCCGCAGCCUGACAGCUCGGCUCGUACCCCGCGCUGAGUGCACAGGCAGCCGAGCCAGCCGCCUUCUGGGGGCCUCUGGCGCGAGAUGCUCUGUGGGACACCCCCUACCACACCGUCUGGACCUGGAAGCUUAGCACUGGCAAGAUCGGCUGGUUCCUGGGAGGCCAGUUAAACGUCUCUGUCAACUGCUUGGACCAGCAUGUUCGGAAGUCCCCCGAGAGCGUUGCGUUGAUCUGGGAGCGCAAUGAGCCUGGAACGGAAGUGAGGAUCACCUACAGGGAACUGCACGGAACAACGUGCCGUCUAGCCAACACGCUGAAGAGGCAUGGAGUCCGCCGUGGGGACUGUGUUGCCAUCUACAUGCCCGUGUCCCCACUGGCUGUGGCAGCAAUGCUGGCCUGUGCCAGGAUCGGAGCUAUCCACACAGUCAUCUUUGCUGGCUUCAGUGCGAGCUUGGUCGCUGGGAGGUGGACUGAUCAGAAAUGUCUGUGUUGUCUCUGUUAGCCAAAUUUCAAAUUAGUUAUCACCUUCAACCAAGGACUUCGGGGUGGGUGCGUGAUGGAGCUGAAGAAAAUAGUGGAUGAGGCUGUGAAGCACUGCCCCACCGUGCAAGCGUGUCUGACUCCCAGGACAGACAACAAGAGUCCACAUGCAGGGUCUGGACGAUCGCUGGAGCAGGAAAUGGCCAAGGAAGACCCUGUCGUCCCAGAGGCUGGGCAGCGAGGAGUGCUCUUCAUGCUGUACACCUCAGGGAGCACUGGAAUGCCCAAGGGCAUUGUCCAGCAGGCAGGCUACCUGCUCUAUGCCGCCCUGACCCACAAGCUUGUGUUUGACCACCGGCCAGGUGACAUCUUCGGCUGUGUGGCUGACAUUGGCUGGAUUACAGGACACAGCUAUGUGGUGUAUGGGCCUCUCUGCAAUGGAGCCACCAGUGUCCUUUUAGCCCCCAGUUUACCCAAUGCUGGUCGGUACUAGGAAGACAAUAGAAGGGUGAAAAGAAUCAAUCAAUUCUAUGGCGCAACGGCUGUCCGGCUGUUGCUGAAAAUCAUGAUUACGUUGGCGGUGGAAGAGUCUCGAUCAAACCAUCGCCGGACCCGCAGUUCGGUGGAGAGUCACAUCAGCUGCGAGGCCUGGGAGUGGCUUCACAGGGUGGAGGACAGCAGAGGAGUGCACUUGGUGGACACCUGGUGGCAGACAGAAGCAGACAGCAUCUGCAUCGCACCCGGCCCCACCGAAGAAGGGUGGGAAAUGCUCCCUGGCAUGGUGAGGCCCUUCUUUGGCAUCGUCCCCGUCCUCAUGGAUGAGAAAGGUGGCAGCGUCGUGGAGGGCAGCAACGUCUCAGGGCCUAUUGCACCUCUCCAGGCCUGGCCGGGCAUGGCCAGGAUAUCUAUAGACCACCAGCGGCUGUUCGCCACUGGAGGCGGGGCUCCCUUGCGGAACCGAGGCGGCUAUUACCAGAUCACGAGGCGGAUGGAUGAUGUCAUCAGCAUCCAGUGGCCACCGGCUAGAGGACCGCAGGGCGACCACCCUGCAGUGCCAGAAAGUGCUGUCAUUGGCUAUCCCCACGACAUCAAAGGAAGAAUCGCUGCCACUUUUCAUGAAACUGAGUACAUCUUUGGGUUUGCAACUAAAGAAACCAGCUGCUACAAUGUCCCUAACAUAGAAUUCAGCCCUUUGGAUUCCUGGCAGUCUGUGCAUAGCACCCCUUCGGAGUUGGCUCAUUGUCUAGUAUUUAAUACAUCCCCAAAGACUUUAUUUUCAGCUGCCUUUGCCUUCAUUGUGGUGAAAGAUAGUGCAGGUGACUCAGAUGUGGUGGUGCAGGAGCUCAAGUCCAUGGUGGCCACCAAGAUUGCCAAAUAUGCUGUGCCUGAUGAGAUCCUGGUGGUGAAACGUCUUCAAGAAACCAGGUCUGGGAAGGUCAUGCAGGCGGCUCCUGAGAAGAUCAUCACUAGUGAGGCCCAGGAGCUGGGGGACACUACCACCCUGGAGGACCCCGCGUAUCGGGAGAUCCUGAGCCACCAGAAGUGCAAGGACAAGCAGCCUGCCGCUAAGUGA